Eufriesea mexicana is the source of this 459-nucleotide messenger RNA. RefSeq names its product ribosomal protein L35A (gene RpL35A). The transcript has 3 exons. Gene Ontology annotation, molecular function: structural constituent of ribosome. The annotation marks the transcript as partial. Lineage: Eukaryota; Metazoa; Arthropoda; Insecta; Hymenoptera; Apidae. Gene Ontology annotation, cellular component: ribosome. The record is from RefSeq and is a predicted model, not a curated record. Gene Ontology annotation, biological process: translation.
CCUAAAGCUAAAACGAAAAAAGCCAAAUAUCCAAAAGUAGGAGAACUUCCUUCUUUUAAAAGAAGACCUCUUAAAAGGCAUGGACGUCUUUAUGCUAAGGCAAUUUUUACUGGUUAUAAACGAGGCCUACGUAAUCAACAUGAACACACAGCACUACUUAAAGUUGAAGGAGCUAGAACUAAAGUGGAUUCAGAUUUUUAUGUAGGAAAACGAUGUGUUUAUGUAUAUAAGGCAAAGAAUAAGACACCUGUUCCUGGUAAAAAAGGCAGGAAAACAAAAGUUAGAGCUAUUUGGGGUAAGGUAACCCGGCCACAUGGAACCAGUGGUUCGGUACGUGCUAAAUUUAUGAAGAAUCUGCCAGCUAAAGCUAUGGGUCAUCGUAUAAGAAUUAUGUUGUAUCCCAGUCGGAUAUAGAAAUUUUUUGUUGUAUAAAAUAAGUAAAUAAAUACCACUUUGGUA